ACCUCUCUGCUCACUCCGCCGCUCUCUCUGGCAGGUCCUGGCCCAGCCAUGAUCGAGGUGGUGGCCAAGCUGGGCCGCGGGCCCGUGUUCCUGGCUGGGGAGAUGCUGGAGUGUGUGAUCACCUUCACCAACCCCUUGUCGGCCUCCUCCACGUCCGCCAGCAGUGAGAUGCUGGCGUGGGCCAGUGCCCAGAUCCACUGCCAGUUUCAUACCAGUGAGAACCGGGUAGUGCUUCCUCCAUCUAAUGGCAGCAAGCCUGACGUACAGGCAGAGAACGAGACGGUCUUUGUUCCCAACAGAGGAGAGCGGGGUCAGUGUAUCCUGUCCACACCACCAAAGAUUCUUUUCUGUGACCUGCGACUGGAUCCCGGGGAGUCUAAAUCUUGUGAGUUCUGUCUUCUCUUCAAAGCAUUCACCUCUGCACACUCAAGGUGGCUUUGCAGACCUGAGUUCUGCAAGCAGUAGACCCUGGUGCUCACAGAAGGCAAGUGAUGUGAGGGUAAAUUGUAGGGAACCUGCUCCUUGCUACGUUGUCCAGAAUUUGUUCUCUGUGUGUACUGCAUUGUCUCUGUUUUGCUUCUGGCCUGUGCCUCUGCCACAGGUCCAUUGUGUAGCUUCAAGGCAUGAAAAGUUUUGAAAUACUUGGCAGCCGGAGAUACUCACACCUGUGUUUCCCUGCCUUUGUUCCUUCAGACAAAUUGAAGCAGUCUGGGAAUUUAGGCUGGCAUCUGCCAAAGCUGUGUCCUUCCUCUUCAGGUUGUGGCUGUCUUGGAGACCAUUCUACUUGUUGUAGUUUUUCUGAUCUUUCUGCCAUAAAAGUGAGAACUUCUCAUUUUCUCUAGCUGAAAACUUCCUGUGUCACCAAAGUCCACAGACUUCUUCCAGCAGGCCCCCUGUAAGCUCUCUUUCAUCACUGCUUUCCCUUUUGCUGUUCAAAAUAAAUAUGCAGCAACUGCUUUCCUAGUCCCAGGCAGUGUCUUGUCUGAGAGCCUUCUACCUGAGCAGGCAGCUGUGCAAACACAAAAAUGUGCUGUUGUCCUUUGGUUGGUGGCUAGCGACCCAGCUUGUCAUUUCAUGUCAGAUCUCUGUGUUCCAGCAGCCUGUGGUGCAGCAGCAAGUAGCAUCAGAAACUGCAGGCUGUGUAUGUAUGUGUCACUCAGGUUGUCCCAGCAGAAAUCUGGUUGGAAUGGGUGAUGGACACCUCUCAAGUCAUGGAGUGAGGAAGCCUGGUGGAGGGGGCUCUGCUAUAGCUUUCAGCAAAGCUGCAAGUUAAAGCAGGAAGCUGCGGGCUAUGCUAUGCUAGUUUUGAAGCUGGUACCUCUUGCCUUUCUUUGAGGAGCUUCGCUUGGGUAGGUGAUUAAUGGGGUGAAACAGUGCUCUGUGCUGCUUGACUGUAAAGUCUAUCAUUCAGGAACGUUUUGUUAUACACUUAAUGAUGUACAGCACCACAUAUGUGAAAGCAGCUGGCUCUACCGCGUUGCAUUCAAAGAUGAAUGUGUUUUCUGAAUGCCAGGGAGGAGGAGGAGGCAAACAUCCCAGGUGGCCUGAGGCUCCCCUGGGUGCUCCUGCACUCCUUGCUGCUAGCAUGUGUGGGGCUGGAGCAUUCUUUCUCCCACACAUGGAAAGCCUUUUUUCCCACAGCAGCUUGGGCAAGCUAAGCAGGCUCUGAGAGAGCAGAGCAGUGAUGACAGUCCAACCCCUAGGUGGCUGGGAUGGAUUGAGGGGAUUUACUUGAGUACUGGCAUGGCAGACGGAAGCUGUUGAGCCUACAGCUAAGCCAGUAGUCCCUCUGACUGAUAUUGUAUGUUUGCAUUCACUCUGCUGCUGGGUGACACUGGCACAAGCACAAGCUCCCUUAUUUUUGGUCAUAGCCACAGCUCCAUGGCAAGAACACAAACUCUUCAGCACCUUGAGACUUCUUAUCUCAAGGCUACAUGUGGUGCACACAUUUCUUGCUAUGAGCUAUGUGUGAUGCUGCUGUGUGUGUGACUCUGGACCCCAUGGCACCAAAACCCUGUUUCACAGCCCCAGUUCUACCUAGCUGCUCACACCAAUCUCAUCGGUGUGCAGUGCUGCUCCCCUCACACAAGACUGCAGCUGGCACAUUUGUGGAUCAUUCCUGGGGGCUCCUGCCAGCUCCGUGGAGGCAGAGUUAAGGCUGUGUGGGUGUGUAUCUUAAUUCUUCAUUUCCUGUUUUUCAGAAGUUUUGAGUUUUCCUACACAGUUCGGGAAGGCAGAAAAAAAACCAAGCAAUUUUAAUUCUGCUUCAGCAAAGUACCAUAUUAAUAAACCGUAGCCAGAGCUGGCACGUUUAGCUGAGGUUGUGUGAGGCUGUUGUUUGAUAAAAGACCUCGUUUUCAGUUGCCUACGAGCUUGUUCCCCAAUAACUUCCUCAUGUUGUGGUGCCUAUACGUUAACAUUGACUCACCUCCCAUCAGUUUGACACACUGCCCAGAUGGAACUCUUUAAAUUUGUCAAUGUAAAACAUUUUCUUAAGCCCUCCAGUCAUUUCUGUGGCUAUUUCUGGUGUUGCAAUGCCUCUAAAUAUUUGGUAGAUCACAGGGAGAAGAGGAAAUGGAGGCUGCCUCAACACAAGCCAGGAGCCCAGCCAGAGGGUACAGCAGGAGGGUCGGGGAAGCAUCUGCAGUGCCAGGAAUGCACUUCCUCCCGGGGCCUGUCAGGAAGCUGGUGCUUCCUGAGUCUCAGGAUUCCUGUGCUAGGCAGCAGAUGCUGUGCAUUGCCCAUUUUCUGCCCCAGACGUGGUGGGCUCUGCUCAGACUAUCCUUGCUAGGCAUGGAGACCCUUGUGAGCAUUUUUGCUAAACCUGCUGCAGGGGUUUGCAGCAGUCCGCUGUAACACUCUUGAACCUUCCUUGGAAAUACCUGAUUUUCUUUUCUGUCAAGACAGUUCUCAGCUUAAUUUGCACCUCAGUCCAGUGGGACUGCCUUUUGUUUUGUGUGUAAGAGCUUGCAGCCUCUGGUCACCAGCAUGGGCUUUCUUGUCUGUCCAAUCUUCUUUUUUUAAAUCCAGAAGUUAUAUUUUAAAUGUAAUUCUAGCUUUUAAUCUAAGCCUCAAAGUUUAGGAUAUGCCAGACGUAGUGUAGGAUCUGUGGUUUAACAGCAGGAUGCUGCCCUUCCUCUGGCAGGGUGCAUCUUUGUCACGGUGGAUAAGCCAGAGAUGGAGAUGUUCCACAGUCCUCCGUUUCUCCGUGUCUCUUCUUAAAUGGUGUGCAGUUUGGGAAAGCUGCAGAAGUGUUCAUGCUGCAUUAAGAAGCAUUGGGAUUUAUGCGGUGAAUGUGGAUGGGGCUUUGAGAGGGCUGAAUAUGGUUCAAAGCCAGGACCUGGCAUCUGAGAGAUCUCAGAGUCAGAGGUUUUGUGGUCCAAGUCAUCAGUCUGCAGAGGGGGAUUACUCCACAGCUUGUUGUGAAGAUCUCUUAAUUGUUUCUUGGCCAUUUAGCCCCAAGUGCUGGGAAGCUUCAGAGAAAAACACAGG
This is a messenger RNA of Meleagris gallopavo (turkey), 3492 nucleotides long. The record is from RefSeq and is a predicted model, not a curated record. NCBI's taxonomy places the organism in Eukaryota, Metazoa, Chordata, Aves, Galliformes, Phasianidae.